Helicoverpa zea (corn earworm) is the source of this 1621-nucleotide messenger RNA. Its product is annotated as putative transporter svop-1. The record is from RefSeq and is a predicted model, not a curated record. The coding region runs from base 63 to 1556 and encodes 497 amino acids. Lineage: Eukaryota; Metazoa; Arthropoda; Insecta; Lepidoptera; Noctuidae. Gene Ontology annotation, biological process: transmembrane transport. The transcript is spliced from 10 exons. Gene Ontology annotation, molecular function: transmembrane transporter activity.
AGAUGACGGUACACUGAUAAGGGGUCAGUGUUGGGAGAUGAGACGGUGAGGCAACACGUAAGAUGAGUGAUGCUGUGAGAAACGGAGAUGCGUACACUUAUGAUGAAGCUGUGGAAUUGACUGGUCAUGGCCGCUACAACUACCUCCUGCUGGCAGUCUGCAGCAUCAUCGCCAACGCCUUCGCUCUGGACAUGUUCGGGUACGCGACGGUCGUGGCUGCCUCCACCUGUGACUUGAAUAUUGGGCUGAAGCAGGUGGGGGUAUUGGCUUCUGCACCUUUUGCAGGAGUACUCUUCGCCUUCCCAUGGGGCUACUACGCAGACACACAUGGGAGACGGCAAGCGUUGCUGGUGUCCACUGCUGUGGGAUUCCUCCUGGCGAGCAUCAGUAGCUUCUCCCCUUCGUGGCAGUUCAUGCUGAUUGUCAAGACUAUUGGUAGUAGCUUCUCCACAGCCAGUUUCACCCUGAGUAUGACCAUCGUGGGAGAGUGCACCAUAGCGAGACACAGGAGCCAGUACAUGCAGAUCUUAAACUCCUUUAAUUUAGCUUCAGAAUUCGUUGGCUUUGGCCUAGCCUACUUCAUCCUCUCCAAGGACUUCAACAUACCUCUCCCCUGGUUCGGCAUAACCUACCGUCCCUGGCGACUCCUGACCUUCAUCCUGGCUCUCCCCCUGGGCAUCGGAGCCACCUUCAUGUUCCUGCUGCUGGAGAGCCCCAAGUUCCUGGCCAGUCAGGGACACCACCACAAAGCUUUGGAGGUGCUGGAGAGGAUUUAUAAGAUUAAUGGUGGAAAGAAGGAUGGCUAUCCGGUAAAAUGCAUACUACUUUCAGAAUCGGACACGAAAAUCCACAGUACCUUCUGGAGGUCAAUAGCCGACCAUACAGUACCGAUGUUCAAACCGCCAUUACUAUGGAGAACUAUUCAAUUGUUUUUCCUGCUCGCACUCUGCUGCAGCACUAAUAAUAUAUUCGCGAUGUGGUACCCCACAAUGGUGAACUUCUUCUUCAAGUCCUUCAAUGAAGAACAAACCAACACAACCAGCGCAAACUUCUGUCAGAGGAUAUCCACUCAGACAUUAGAUCCACAGGAUAUUGAAUCGUACACAUGCAACGACACCAUCUCAAUGAACACAAUCUACUCCGGAAUGCUGUGUGGCCUCUUCUUCUUCAUAACCAACCUGGCCGUGUCCACCUUCGCCUCCCGCACCCGGCUGGUCCUCAUCGGGACCCUGGUGGUCUCCGGAGUCAGCUCCAGCCUGGUGAACCUCAAAGACCCGGUGGCUAAUAUGGUGUUCUUCACUCUGGUGCAGUUCACGGCAGUAGGCAUUGGAUGCGUGGCUACUUAUUUUGUAGAUAUGUAUCAUACUUGUCAUAGAGGUCUGGUGACCAGUUUAGGCAUGAUGGUGGCUAGAAUGAUGUCGUUCUUGGGCAUCAAUGUCAUCGGUAUUCUGGUGAUGAGCCACUGCGAGCUCACUUUCUAUUGUAUGUCUUUGUUGGCGUUGAGUGGUAUCGUGGUGGCGUUAUUUUUACCAGCAGACAGAAAAUCAGUUAGAUAAGUGCAGAAAAUUGUGAUAUUAUUUUAAUAUUUUGUAUUUGCAAAAUAAAGAAUGUUAUAAAAAAA